Molecule: messenger RNA, 2656 nt
Organism: Anolis carolinensis (green anole)
Lineage: Eukaryota; Metazoa; Chordata; Lepidosauria; Squamata; Anolidae
Product: cytochrome P450 1A4
Exons: 7
Coding region: 173-1690 (505 amino acids)
Biological process (GO): hormone biosynthetic process; progesterone metabolic process
Molecular function (GO): iron ion binding; steroid 17-alpha-monooxygenase activity; oxidoreductase activity, acting on paired donors, with incorporation or reduction of molecular oxygen, reduced flavin or flavoprotein as one donor, and incorporation of one atom of oxygen
Source: RefSeq, a predicted model, not a curated record
UGCUUAGAAACCCUCCCGCAGUUUCCAAGGCAUCGCAGCCCAGGCUUCCAGCUCAGCCUCUUUGUUUUGGCGCCUCCGGUGGGGAGGGCCAGGGCGAGAGCGCCGCCUUUGCAGUGCAGAGAAGCGGGCGAAUUGCGCGGCGGGCGAAAGGAAAGCAGAUCCUUUUCUGAAAAUGUUUUUUUCCACUGAAGUUUCUUUUUCGGAGGUCACCAUUACCCUUUUUGUGGUGGCAGCUAUAUUUAUUUCUAUUCACAUGUUAAUGAAGACCAAGCGGCCCCAUCCACCAGGACCUUGGUCAUUACCAAUUCUGGGGAAUCUUCUCCAGGUUGAGGAGCAUCCAUACAUUUCCUUUCAACGCAUGAGAAAGAAAUAUGGAGACGUGUUUCAGAUAAAGCUCGGAAUGGUCCCUGUUGUGGUGGUUAAUGGUCUGGAUGCAGUGAAACAGGUGUUGUUGAGAGAUGGAGAGAGUUUUGCCGGUCGACCUGAUAUGCACACUUUUUCAUUUUUCGCCGAUGGAGAUAGCAUGUCAUUUUCAGUCAACUACGGGGAAAGUUGGAAGCUUCAGAAGAAAAUCGCUGGAAGAGCUUUAAAAUUGCUUUCCAAAUCUGAAGCCAAGUCUUCAACGUGCUCUUGCCUCCUUGAAGAGCAUGUGUGUGAUGAAGCUUCAGAACUGGUGAAAAUAUUGCUGGAGCUCUCAAAGAAUGGUGGCUUUGACCCUGCAGCUGUGACUACCUGUACGGCAGCUAAUGUUGUUUGUGCCCUUUGCUUUGGCAAGAGGUACAAUCAUAAUGAUGAAGAAUUUCUGGGUGUGAUUAAGUUAAAUGAUGAUUUUGUCAAAGCUUCAAGUGCCUUCAAUCCUGCUGAUUUUAUACCCUGCCUACGUUACCUUCCACUGCCAGCUGCAAAAGUUGCUCGUACAUUUUAUAGAAAAUUAAAUGACUUUGUUUCAGCAUGUGUAGAAUACCAUUGUACCACAUACGAUAAGAACUAUGUCAGAGACAUCACUGAUGCUCUGAUUAAUGUUGGCAAUGAGAAAAAAGAGGAUGGCAAAACUGCUGCUUUGUCGGAUAAGAAAAUAAUAAGUACUGUCAAUGACAUUUUUGGAGCAGGUUUCAGUACCGUAUCAGCAUGUUUGCUAUGGAUAUAUCUGUACUUGAUAAGCAAACCGGAAAUUCAAACUAAAAUUCAGGAAGAAAUUGAUGAAAAGAUUGGACUAAGACCACCAAGGUUUGAUGAUCGAAAAUAUCUGCAUUAUACAGAAGCUUUCAUCAAUGAAAUCUUCAGGCACUGUUCCUUCUUGCCAUUCACCAUUCCUCAUUGUACCACGAGAGAUGCUGUUCUCAAUGGGUACUAUAUUCCUCAAAGCACUUGCAUCUUUAUUAAUAUGUAUCAAGUCAAUCAUGAUGAAGAUGUGUGGGAGGAUCCAUACUCAUUUAAACCCGAGAGAUUUCUGAAUGAAAGUGGAGAACUCAAUAAGAGCUUGGUGGAGAAGGUUUUGAUCUUUGGAAUGGGGAUACGAAAAUGUCUGGGAGAGGAACUUGCUCGCAAUGAGGUUUUUGUUAUCAUCACCACCAUCUUGCAGCAGCUGAGACUGGAAAAACCUCCUGAAGAUAAACUAGACCUGACUCCAAUGUAUGGCCUCACCAUGUCACCGAAGCCAUAUCGACUUCAAGCAGCACUGCGCACUUAACAUGAAGUAACAUUUGAAACAGGGGGCAGCUUUCCUUUACAAACCAUAUAGUGUGCAGCAAAUGUUAAGUAACCCUUGAUCGUUGUGUCAAAAUAGCUAUGUGAAGAGGGGGAAUUCAAAUUGAUAUGGGAAAUUAUGGUUUUUGACAGUCAAUAAUAUACAUGUAGUUUUGCUUCUAAGGACAGAGUAACUGUAAAAAAGAGGAUAUGAACAGAAAAAAAAUUGAAUCAUGUAAAUAUAUGUGUCUGAGGUUGAAAAAUGAUUCAGAGAGAAAUGCAUCUGUUAAGCAGGAACAGAGAGACAGAAUUAAUUCUGUAGCAUAUAAGACUGAGGAGAGGAUUUGCAGCUCAACUGAAGAUAUUGGUAUGAGGUUGUGUUAGGCAGUGGGCUUGGCCUUUUCAUGCUUGUUUCCUACAUUACAAUUAAGUAAGGCUGAAUCCACAUAGACUAGAUAAUGCAUAUUUAUCUUGAUGUUCGCCUGUUGGAAUACACAGCAUACAUGUGAAAACACAAAUUUUUAAGACAAUUGUUUUUUUAAAAAAAGAACUCAAAUUCUGUUUGUGGUUGGAAUCAGGAUGGGGAGGAAUGGUUGAUGAGUGGUCAUCUAAGUCAGGUAAUCACUUAGGCUACCUGAUAGCUCCUGCUAUAGCAUGGUAGCAUCCUUGUUUUUAAAUGUAUUUCCACAUUUUUAGUAUCAUUUCAACUUCUUUAUUUCCUGCUUGGUUAAUAUGCUCUCACAUGUUUUAUUUGUCCCUGAAAUAUUGCCCAUAUCAUUUUAAAACGCAUGAAGAAAUAACAGUUCUACCAAGUACUGAUUAUGUAUUUCAGGGUAUUCUGCUUGUUCUUUUAUUGGAAGUCUUGCCAUAUCACAUGAAAACCUUUGUGUUUUGCCAUAAUCUGUGCCAUUUUUUAUGCCAAGAGCAGUUUGUAUCAUUUUGGAAAUAAAUGAGUCUAAUACUUUGGUAA